Molecule: messenger RNA, 2811 nt
Organism: Lobosporangium transversale
Lineage: Eukaryota; Fungi; Mortierellomycota; Mortierellomycetes; Mortierellales; Mortierellaceae
Exons: 1
Coding region: 1-2811 (936 amino acids)
Source: RefSeq, a predicted model, not a curated record
AUGCAGUCAGCCGACCAGAAAAAGAAUCUUAAAGGGCGUGAGCAUCAUUGCAGCUCCAGUACCACAGCUAAGUCCACGACAAACAGCUCUGUAUUGCCAACCAGCUUCCCUCUCCAGAGCCCAUCAUCAUUACCCUCGUCGUCGUCGUUGCCAUCACCCUCUACAACAGAUGCCGCCUCUCCUACGCCGCCAACAUCACCAUCACCACAGCUCCCUGUUGAACCAACAGAUUAUACAUUCAAAGCAAGCAGAUCAGGCUCCGAGCCCCUAGUCUGCGCUAAUUUCGGGUCCAUAUCCCUGUCUGCCAUCGAUCCUUAUCAUCUAUUGACCCCUGGCAAUAACCACAGCAGCCACAAUUUCGAGCCAAAGAGCAGAGACAGCAUCAUGCUGAUGACAAUCCAACAGGAUCGGACCCAGGAAAUUUUGCAACGGCGUCAGGUUCAAGAAAAUCAAUUGUAUCUUCAGACCCCUUUCCUUCACAAUCAGUUUCACCCUCAACAACUUCUACAAGUUAUGCACCCUUCUUCUCAUCUUCAACCUUUCCCACCGCCUCCAUUAACACAGCUAUCGUCAUCACCGUCACUUUCACCAUCAUCGUUGCCACCACCACUACCUCCGACAACGCUCACUCCUCCUUCCCCCUCCCCUGUUGCUCCUCUAUCAGCUCCACACUUGAUACAAUACGAGCAUUCACACUAUCAUACUCAUCCUAACCAGCAACAACCAGCAGCGCUCCAGCGAUCGACCAGUGGUAUUGAGUCUUAUUAUCAACAAUACCAACAUUUAUCUCCACAGCAGCAACGAAGCAUGCUCCAGCAACGAACACAACAGCUGCCGCUGCAGCAAUAUCAGAAUGGCGGAUCUUAUCAGAAGCGAGGUCGGUUCUUUUCUUGGUCUGCUUCCACCACACCUAUGACACCCCUCUCAGGCAACUUCGGGCCAUUGCCUUUGGCAAAUAUGGAGACGUUCGGAAACGUCCUCUACGUUGAUCCGCAUCAGUAUCAAAAUCAGCUGAACCAACAUCAUCAGCAGCAACAACAGCAACUUGCACACCAAGGUCGUAUCCCGAACAAACAGCAGUCAUCGCAACAACAAUGGGUAACAGGAACGACUCUCCAAAGUCUGACUCCUGAUCGCUAUUUUGGGAAUGACUUUGACUGGAUCACUGGCAUUAGUGACCUUGGCACCCCAUCUGCAAAUAAAAUGACAUCGACACGUGGCCCAGUUGGCUCUGCUGUUGGGCUAUCAGAAUCUGGAGCUCCAGCGCCAGCAUCUGAAAAUAAUGGCGGCAUUAGUGCCAAUCCAUACAAUCCAUUUGGUCCCAUGGCUUUUACAUCUACAGCAAAUCCCCGAAUCACCCCGCAUCCAUUUCAGACGAUUGCGUGCACUGGCCUAGCAGCAUCGCUCGGCUCCGAAUCUGCUGACUGCAAGCCAAAGUUUGAAGAGCCAGCUACUGCUAAGCAUAACACCAAGCAUGCAGCUGAUGACAUGACCACGGCUGAAAGUUUGAGACCGGCCCAGCGACGACGUCUCGGAAGCUCUCGAGAGCUAAGCAUCUCCUCCAAGGCCAUGGUGACAGCGUUACCAACAGUAGCAAUCAGAACGGCAUCACAGGCAACGACUGAGUCCAGUCCACGGUCCACACAGCCUCCGACACCCCUUUCCCCCAUAGCCUCCUUCCCUAACAGCCAAGUGCCGCAGCAUCCACUCCAAAAGGAUGCCAGUGUGAAAAAGGAUACAUCGACUACUGAGACCAUCUCUACCGCAUCUAAUGCCAGCUCCACUGCCAUCCUACCACUAGCAGCGCCUGGGCCUAUAUUGCUUGGAAUGCCAUCUUCUACCCAUAACUCCAAAGCGUUCUCGACCAUGCCACCGCAGGGCCCCAGGACAACUACCAGUAGCCCUGCUUUUGGGAGACACCACCCUGUUACUUCAACUGCUCCAUUUCCAGCGAUGUCAAAGCCAAUCCCACGUGCGCGUCAUUCGAGUAAUAAUAACAGUAGUUAUAGUAGCAAUAGCAGCCAUAUAAUUUCUUCCUCGCCUAUGCAGUCAACACCAUAUAGAGAGGGAUACUGUGCAACAUCAGAGGCCGGUGCUAUUAACAGCAAAGGUUUACAGGCCACCUCAAAACGAUCAUCACUCAGCAACAGUACCCAGCCAAGCCCGACUAUUGACACUAAGGCCGAUCCCAUAGCUAGCAUGGGAAGCCAUUAUGCGCCCGUGGUUCCAAAUAGCAUACCACCACUAAACGAUAAUGGCGAGGAUGAGGGUUCUGAAGGCGAAAGCGUUCGGUCCGCAAAGUGUCCACAUUGCGACAAGGAGUUUCAGUCCAAAGGUCUCCUACGUUCUCAUAUCGUAAGCCAUUCGUCAGAUAGGCCGUUUGUCUGUUGGGACUGUGCAGACAAGAGUUAUAAGAGAAAUCAUGACCUGCUUAGGCAUCGGAGAGAGAAACAUAACGUGGAUGGAGUCUCCGCUUCUCCACGUGGAAGCGUACGUAAUCAAAUAGGCGGGACUCGUGAUGGAAUUAUGGAACGCAUCAAGCUCCCGCCUACCGUUGCUAGCCAAAGUAUCAUAACAACCCAUCGUGAUAUUUAUCCGAGCCAUGAAAUGAUGUUUUUAGGCAGUGGCAGUGGACUUGCUGAUCUUUCAGCAUCUUCAUCUAGACCAACACUGAGCCCAUACAGUGGUAUAAAUUAUAGCCACGACCAGCAUAUGCUCCCAGUGUAUCCUCCACACAGCCGCGGGUCUGUUGAGCUAGGUCAAGGAGUGAACCUUGAUCCUCCUUCUUCUUCUUCUUAUAUACUAAAAUGA